Molecule: messenger RNA, 2205 nt
Organism: Ramularia collo-cygni
Lineage: Eukaryota; Fungi; Ascomycota; Dothideomycetes; Mycosphaerellales; Mycosphaerellaceae
Product: probable DNA replication licensing factor Mcm5
Exons: 2
Coding region: 1-2205 (734 amino acids)
Biological process (GO): DNA replication initiation; double-strand break repair via break-induced replication; DNA replication
Cellular component (GO): nucleus; MCM complex
Molecular function (GO): ATP binding; single-stranded DNA binding; 3'-5' DNA helicase activity
Source: RefSeq, a predicted model, not a curated record
AUGGAUCGCCAGUCCGCGUACUCUCUCAGCUUAUUCGGCGAAAGCACUGUCGACGGCCAGUCCAGCAACAAGGCGACGCAGAAGCAGCUGGUCGAUUUUGUGCUCGAUUUCCACCUCGACGACGUCUUCAUCUACCGCGACCAGAUUCGCGAAAAUGUCCUCUCCAAGCAAUACUACUGCGAUAUCGACAUUGCUCAUCUGAUUGCAUACAACGAAGAGCUGGCAGAUCGAUUGAAUAACGAACCUGGCGACCUCAUCCCAAUCUUCGAAGCGGCGCUCAAGACAUGCACGCAAAAGAUUCUCUACCCCUCCCGCACCGAAGACGAUCUCGCCGCCGCCAAGUCCCUCCCCGAACAUCAGCUACUCGUCCACUCCUCAGUCUCGCAAACCUCCAUUCGAGGUCUCACAGCCACCAAUGUCUCCCAUCUCGUGCGCAUCCCGGGAAUCGUUAUUGGCGCCAGCACUCUCUCCUCCAAAGCCACCAGCAUCCACAUGCAAUGUCGAAACUGUCAACAUGAGCAGAACAUGCCCAUCACUUCAGGCUUCACGGGAAUGUCGCUCCCUCGCAACUGCGCACGUAUGAAGGGUCCAGACGAUGGAGAGAAAUGCCCGCUUGAUCCAUACUUUGUCGUCCACGAAAAGUCACAAUUCAUCGACCAGCAAGUGUUGAAGCUGCAGGAGGCACCAGACGAUGUACCUGUUGGUGAAUUGCCUCGUCACAUCCUCGUUAGCGCCGACCGAUACCUCGCGAACAGAGUCGUGCCGGGAACGAGAUGUGUGGUGAUGGGAGUUUUCAGCAUCUACAACAACCAGAAGAACAAUAAAGGAGGCGCAGUCGCCAUUCGCAAUCCAUACCUCCGUGCUGUGGGACUGCAGACAGAUCGCUCCAGCAACGCCUCAAGUGGGAUGGGCAUUCAAUUUAGCGAGGAGGAAGAGCAGGAGUUCUUGGAGUUGUCCCGGCGGCCUGACCUAUACUCUCUUUUCGCUAGCUGUGUUGCACCCUCCAUCUACGGCAACGCGGACAUCAAAAAGGCCAUCACAUGUCUGCUCAUGGGUGGUAGCAAGAAGAUUCUUCCGGAUGGUAUGAAGCUUCGUGGAGACAUCAACGUGCUGUUACUCGGAGACCCAGGAACGGCCAAGUCCCAACUGCUCAAGUUCGUCGAGAAGGUCGCUCCCAUUGCAGUCUACACAUCCGGCAAAGGUUCCUCAGCAGCAGGUCUCACUGCUUCCGUGCAGAGAGAUACCACAACUCGGGAGUUCUACCUAGAGGGAGGUGCUAUGGUUCUUGCAGAUGGCGGUGUAGUCUGUAUCGACGAGUUCGACAAGAUGCGCGACGAAGAUCGUGUUGCAAUCCACGAAGCCAUGGAACAGCAGACCAUCUCCAUCGCCAAAGCUGGAAUCACCACAAUCCUCAACGCUCGUACAAGUGUUUUGGCAGCCGCUAAUCCAAUCUUUGGACGAUACGACGAUAUGAAGAGUCCCGGCGAGAAUAUUGACUUCCAGACCACCAUCCUCUCCCGUUUUGAUUUAAUCUUCAUCGUACGAGACGACCAUGACAGGAAUCGUGACGAGACGAUCGCCAGACACGUCAUGGGAAUUCACAUGGGUGGUAACGGAGUGCAAGAACAAGUACACGCGGAAAUUCCAGUGGAGAAGAUGAAACGAUACAUCUCCUACGCCAAAUCUAGAUGUGCGCCGAGAUUGAGUCCCGAGGCAGCGGAGAAGCUUUCAAGUCAUUUCGUGUCUAUUCGACGACAGGUCGCCAGAGCAGAAGCGGAUGCUAACCAGAGAAGCUCCAUUCCCAUCACCGUCCGACAACUGGAGUCUCUAGUGAGAAUAUCAGAGUCUCUCGCGAAGAUGGAGCUAGCACCCAUUGCAACAGAGAAGCAUGUUGACGAAGCUAUCCGAUUGUUUUUGGGCAGUACCAUGGACGCUGUGAUGAGUGCCGGAGGGGAAGGAGCCGCGGGUAUGGCAGGUAUGGGAGGAAACGGGGAAUUGGUCAACGAAGUGCACAAAGUCGAGGAGGAGUUGAGGAGGAGGCUGCCGAUUGGAUACACAGCUAGUCUGGCGACGCUGAGGAGGGAGUUUGUGGAGAGGAAGGGCUACAGUGAGAUGGGAUUGAAUCGGGCUUUGCAGGUGCUAAGUCGGAGGGAGAGCGUGCAGUUUAGAAGAGGUGGAGCGCUGGUGCAUCGGAGCGGAUACUAG